AUGAUCACAAGACCCAGUGAGGAUGAUGAACUGGAGGUAGAAACAGCAAAGAACAAGCUCAGGCCACUGAACCAGCUGCUGAAUGAACCUGAAACUGCUUCCAUGAGUUUAGAGCAGCUCUUGGCAAGAUGCAAGUUGACACAUGCAGAAUAUGAGAGAUACCUGAAUAAAAUGAACACAAGGAGUACGAUCAUACUAAAGCGUGAUCCAAAAGACUCUUGGAUAAACGGCUAUAAUCCACAUCUGCUUGAAGCCUGGAACAGUAAUAUCGACAUAAGCUUUGUUCUAGAUGCUUUUGGCGCUGCAAAUUAUUUAAUGAAAUAUAUAUCUAAAAAAGAGGGUGGGCUAUCUGAGUACCUGAAAACUGUUAUUGAGAGCUCCCAUAAAGACAGUGUAAAUGAGUGCGAUGAAAUGAGAGCCGUCAUGCAGGCAUAUUCAAAGAAGCGAGAGAUCAGUGCACAGGAGUGUGUUGCUCGUGCAUGUGGUCUUCACAUGAAGCAAUGUUCACGUGCUGUAAUAUUCAUACCAACUGAUGAUAAUCCAGUGAAAAUGAGUCGUCCCCUGUCAGUUCUGGACAACACAACACCUGAGUCUUCCAAUGUUUGGAUGACAUCUUUGAAUGACAAAUAUAAAGCCAGACCUGAAACACCAGAGUAUGAGGAGAUGUGCAUGGCAGACUUUGCUGCUAAUUGCAGGAUUGUCUAUGGCCAACAGACAAAAGGUAAAGAUGUUUUACCCCUUCUCAAUGAGAUGGGAUUUGUGCAAAGGCGCAAAAACGAUAAGCCUGCUAUCAUCAGAUUUCACCGCUGCUCACAAGAAAAACAUCCAGAGCAAUAUUAUGGAAGACUGCUUAAACUGUACCUUCCUCAUCGUUCAGACAACGAACUGAAAACGCCAUCUUUGCCAACCUAUCAGGCUUUCUAUGGUGCUGGCUGUGUACAGCUACCAGGUACUGACCGUCUUGAGUACGUGCAACACAUUGUCAAAAGAAACAGAGAAAAAUAUGAGAAAAACAGUGAGGAGAUCGAGACCGCUGUUGAGGAAUAUGAGCAGAACAGAGGUGUGACUGACGAAUGGUGUAAUCUGGCACCUGAAUCAGAUCUCGUAAGGUUGCCACUUGUUGAACAAGAAAGAGAGCGAGACAAUGAAAAUGAACAGGAAGAUGUGCCCGACUACAGCCCUACCCCAGUGCGACAGUCAAAACCUCUCUGUGUGCACGACCCGUCCGAGAUCGACCUGUGGCGGGAGCAUUUUCAGAUGAUCACUCUGACUGAGAUUAUGCGUCAGAAAGAUGAUGUUGUCUUUGCUGAGAUGCUGAACAGAAUCCGUGUGAAAGGAAAGUUGGAUGUGCUUUGCGAAGCAGAUAGAAAUUUGUUGUCACAGGCCAUAACUGAACCAGCCCGUUGUCCGACUGAUGCGUUGCACAUUUUUGCAACUAACAAAGAAGUGGAUGCACACAACUCUGCAACACUGGGUCUGCUCCAUACUCAUAUCAUUGACAUCCAUGCAGAUGAUUAUAGAAAGGAUCCUAGAACUGGCAGAAUGGCACUUCAAGACAGACCAUUCAAAGGAGGUAAAAACGAGUUACCAGACACACUGAAAGUUGCAGAAGGAGCUCGUGUCAUGCUCACCAGAAACAUUGACAUACAAAAUGGUUUGGUUAAUGGAGCUUUUGGAAAACUACUUAGAGUAGUUUACUCUGAAAACGACCAACACAUCAUCAAGCUUGGACUUAAAAUGGAUAAUGAGACAUCUGGAAAGAAUAACCGCACACCAGCAGACAACAUGGUGUACAUUGAGAGAGCAGAGGAGAAUCUGAAGCAGAAAGGAGUGGUACGAAGACAGUUCCCAGUGAAGCUGGCCUUUGCAUGUACAAUACAUAAGGUACAGGGUAUGACAACCACAUCAGCUGUUGUCUCUCUUAAGAGCAUUUUUGAGCCCGGCAUGGCCUACGUAGCUGUCAGUAGAGUGACGUCUCUCAGUGGACUGUAUCUUCUUGAUAUGGAGGAGAAAAAAAUAUUCACCAAUCCAGAAAUCACUGCAGCGCUUGAGAACAUGAGACAAGCCAACCUUGAUGACAUGAUGCCUCUUCUACACGUGAGACAAACACUGAGCAGGUCAGAGGUUUUCACCAUUGUUCAUCAUAAUACAGAGGGACUGCCAGCUCACAUUAAUAACAUCAAGAGUCACCAUGAAUUGUGUCUAGCAGAUGUUUUGUGCCUAACAGAAACACACCUGCGGGGCUCUUUUGUCGCAGAGAGUCUCCACUUGGAAAAUUACAAUUUGUUCAAACGCAACAGACACCUGUCCUACACAAACUUUCCCCAGAUGGCAAACAGAAGUGGUGGUGGAGUUGCUGUUUAUGUGAAGAGUGACAUUCAAGUGCAUGAAAAACAGUACAUCCAUAAUGUAACUGACCUUGAAUUUCUGGCUUUAAAGGUUGAAGCACCAGUCAGUGCUCUGAUUGCAGUUGUGUACAGACCUCCAGACUACACUCUGAGGCCAUUCCUGAAAAACCUGGUGUUUCCCUCUGUGAUCCAUCCCCUUCAGAGCUGAGACACUCAGGACUGAACAGACUGCACAGUUUCUGUGACUGAGCCUCCAAAACAUCUUCUUUGAAACCACACAUGAUAGAAGGGCUUUAUAUUUGCAGCAGCACUACUAAAGUCGGCAGGAAUGUUGCUGCAGGAAAAC
This is a messenger RNA of Oreochromis aureus, 2694 nucleotides long. RefSeq lists its product as uncharacterized. The coding region runs from base 1 to 2556 and encodes 851 amino acids. NCBI's taxonomy places the organism in Eukaryota, Metazoa, Chordata, Actinopteri, Cichliformes, Cichlidae. The transcript has 4 exons. The record is from RefSeq and is a predicted model, not a curated record. Gene Ontology annotation, molecular function: catalytic activity.